Molecule: messenger RNA, 1389 nt
Organism: Lentinula edodes (shiitake mushroom)
Lineage: Eukaryota; Fungi; Basidiomycota; Agaricomycetes; Agaricales; Omphalotaceae
Exons: 6
Coding region: 353-1273 (306 amino acids)
Source: RefSeq, a predicted model, not a curated record
CGAGUGCGCCUCAAUUGAUCGGCGGCGCAGCGCGUCAGUCACAUCAGAAAUAACAAAAUUGUCACAAUAUAUUUACCUGUUCAAGGCUGUUCAAUGUUCAAAGGAUCUGCAAUGUACAGUGUGUAUCUCUUCAAAUCAUUCCUCACUUAUGAUUUUGAUUUCUACGGAUAAGGCUAAGAAAAUAUCUGGAAAAUAUUACCAGCAUAAGGUAUCAUACAAAAGAAAUUCCAAUCAAAGCUCGGGUUUCCAGCUUGCUUUCUUUCUUCUUCCCUUCAGCAGCCCCCCAUUUCCACUGAGCAGUAACGUCUGAGACGGAAGCUUGACUGUGUCUUGCUUCAUAGCUGCUAGUGCAAUGUUCUCACUACGGAGCUGGUACUUCAUCAUAUUUUUUGUGCUCGUUCGUUGCAGAUGCGAAUCUGCGACGCUGGAGAGCAAAGACGUCACCGGCCUUGAUUUCUAUGGAGGCGAGAAGUCACCAGUACCUGCGAAGCGUAACGACUUGACUGGCGUUACCCAGCUGCUGCGUAGAGCUACUUCCAAUUCAGAUUCAACAGCUUUCGCAAUUCUCACCGGAUGUGUCGCCGGAAUUUUGAUCCUCCUGGUGCUCUUUGUCUUUAUCUGGACCAGGCUCAAACGCCGCCGAAUUCUGGACGUAGAGAAAGGUGUGGUUAGCUCGGACACUGAAGUGCCGUCUUCCAUACCGCCCUCCAAAUCAUCUCUCAAACUGUCCCCACGGUCCUCAUCAAAUAGGAGUAGUUGGGCCUUCCUGCAACUGCGCUUCGCACGAAGGAAACUAUGGGACUCAAUAGAGAAGGAAUCGCCCAAGGCUUACCCUUACCCAUUCCCUGAUCCCGACGGCACGACGGGUCCCGAGCAUCAAUCCUCUGUGGCGCACCCACGAACGAGCAGAGAAAAGAACAUGCCUUGUACAGUUCUUCUUCCAGUGGAGGGAGGUGUAUUGUCCGUCCCUGCGUCGAUGGCGCAUGAAACUGACGAUGAUGAGAUGGUCACUCACUCCAACCGACGGGAGAAACCACGACAGGGUCAUAGCCCGACAGACUCACUUUCUCGUUCGCCUACCCGUUCCAGGAAGGGAUCUUUAUUGUCAGGACCACCUCUGACGGUGCAACAACUUACACCAACUUCCCCAACUGAAGAGAACUCAGUAGACAUAGCUUCUUAUUAUGCAUCUGCGCACACGUCGGGUCAGACGUUGGAAGAAGAGCUGAGUAGGAUGUUAUCCGAGCAGGAAGAAACUCAAAGAAAUCAAUAGGAGUACUUCAAUGGGAAGUGGCGUCUUAGUGAUAAAAGAAGUAUUGUUGAAUUUUGUACAGAAACACCAGUCACCUCAUGCGCGUUGACAUAUAGCGGAAUCGGAGUCGGAGCCAA